Molecule: messenger RNA, 533 nt
Organism: Tarenaya hassleriana
Lineage: Eukaryota; Viridiplantae; Streptophyta; Magnoliopsida; Brassicales; Cleomaceae
Exons: 1
Coding region: 9-455 (148 amino acids)
Source: RefSeq, a predicted model, not a curated record
CACCAAAGAUGAGCCAAGAGCCGCCGCCGGUGGUCAACACUUCUCCACCGCCGCAGCCACAGUCAGAGCCACCGCGGAGAAGGUGGGUGGCUGUGGCCAGAGCAUUUUUUGACCUUCCAAACCCAGAGAUCUUCAAGAUGUUUCUCAUAAGCAGCUUGGCCACGUUCUCAUCGGGCAUUGCCUUGGCCGUGGAAUGGACCCUUCAUGGCCAACACCACCCCGGCUUCCGCUGGAUCGUCUACUACGCCUCGUCUCUGAUAUCUCUUCCCAUCCUCAUCUGGUUCGGCUUUACCAUUCUCAUCGCCUUCAGCGCUCGUUCGGAAACAAAUGCGGCACAUGAGCACGGACCCUCAGGUCAGUCUCCCGACGUUUCUGACGAAACCGACAACCACCCAUGUCGGAGUCUGGCCGUAGUGGUUCCUUCUGAUGAAAGGAGCAAGACCGUUGCCUUGUAAUAGCAUUCGAUCCCCAUUCAUGUUUUAUCUCGAAGCAUGCAAAAACUUUCCCACUCGCUGCUUAGUUCUCAUUGGAUU